AUGACUUCAUCUGCUUCGUUUGAUUCUAGUUCGAAAAAGGUUGUUCAAUUUAGGCCUCCGCCAAUUGUGAAUUUUAUUUCGAAUAAAGUUAAGGAUGAAGAGGAGGAUUCGGAUGAGGACGAGAAAGAAAAACAAAGAAAAAAAGUCAAAAGAGUCUGUUUCUACUUCAUCUGUGAAGUCGUUUUUAUUAAGUAUUCCUGCACCCAAGAACUUGACCACAUUGGGUUCUUUACCUUCAGCUUCGGGUCAUUUUUGGGGCAGACGAGGAUGGGCCCAGGUCGGGCCCAAUCGUCGAGGUCGGGUUCCUGUAAUAUCAUAACUAAUGCUUCAGCAUCUAAUUUAAAUAGUGUUGGUACUAUGGUGAGUGAUGCGGAUGUGAAAUCCAGUAUAGGAUAUUCAGAAAAUCAGUCUGGUGAUGGUUCAUCGUUGAGCUAUGAUCAUUCUAAUUGGAAUUCAGGGAAUGAGAGUUAUUCAAAUUAUGAUGGCUAUGGUGCUGAUUAUGAUGAUAGUGUUGGAACUGGUGAACGUGUUCAUUAUUCCAAUUGGAAUGGGCAAACUGGGGAUUAUGCAAAUUAUGGUGCGGGUUUUGGGAAUUAUGGGCAGGAUGAGAGUAACUGGAUUGAUGAGUCCGGUUCAACAGCAGUGGCCGAGGGAUCGGAAUUGGCUGAAAGUGGAUUGCAAGUUCCUGGGAAGAGGGGUAGGAAUGAUGCUCCAGAGCAUAUUGUUGAUGUGAAGCAGGAUGAGUUGUUGAAAAAUCAGCCGAGGAUGGAAGACCAAGCGAAAUUAACUGGCUUACUAAGGCUCAUGUAUCAAGGCAUGUGCCUAAAGAGAGACUAG
This is a messenger RNA of Fraxinus pennsylvanica, 837 nucleotides long. The record is from the annotation of a GenBank genome assembly. NCBI's taxonomy places the organism in Eukaryota, Viridiplantae, Streptophyta, Magnoliopsida, Lamiales, Oleaceae.